Molecule: messenger RNA, 11910 nt
Organism: Falco peregrinus (peregrine falcon)
Lineage: Eukaryota; Metazoa; Chordata; Aves; Falconiformes; Falconidae
Gene: MGAT3
Product: beta-1,4-mannosyl-glycoprotein 4-beta-N-acetylglucosaminyltransferase
Exons: 2
Coding region: 5178-6686 (502 amino acids)
Biological process (GO): N-acetylglucosamine metabolic process; protein N-linked glycosylation
Cellular component (GO): membrane
Molecular function (GO): beta-1,4-mannosylglycoprotein 4-beta-N-acetylglucosaminyltransferase activity
Source: RefSeq, a predicted model, not a curated record
GAUGCUGCCAAGCCCCUUGCCGGGUGCGGGCUCGCCGGGGAUGGAGGCACCCUCCGGCCGGGGCACUGCAGCGGAGGCCCAUCUGCUGCCCGUGCUCGGCAGGCGAGGAGGGCACGGGCUGGGGAUGCGUGCCAAGCCUGCAGCAAGCGAGAAGGAGUAACAGGAGUGUGCGCGUGGGAGGGAAAACAUACAUACAAAUAGAUCCGUAUGAUCAUCAAACGUCCCCUCUCCCCCUGCUCUGUCUCCAUGUCAGGUUGCUGUAAUCCCCCCGUUGGGGGCUGGCUGCAAAGAGACGUGGGCAGCCAAGUUCUCCCUGCUCAUGCAGGGCUGUCAGGUCGCUGCUGGGCUGGAAAUAGAUGUAUGUCCUGCUGGAGUGGCACAGGCUGGCGGAGCUCUGUCCUUGUUGGAGUUUAGCUCCCUGGGUGAGCAUGACAAGGGUGAUGGGGAACAUGGCAUCUGCUGCAGCUCUAGGCUUCCUGAGACAGCUCAGCAAGGGAGGGAGUGCAGAGCGGGAUGGAGAGAGGCUCCCCUUGGUGCCUCAGCCUGUGGUUUUCCUCUGGGUAUUUCUGCAGGCUGCGGUUCCCGGAGCCCUGCCUGUUUCCCAGAGCUGAAGCUGGGGUCUCGCACGCCUCCUUCCACCCUAAGGCGCAGCUUGGGUCAGGAGAGAGCCUGCCCUGUCUCCAGCACACAGCGUGGGUGCCGAGCGCCUCCCCUCCCAGAGAAUGGCCCUCCAGUUAACUCCAAAUCCCUCCCCUUGAGUGGGAAGUUCAAGCCCGUGAAAACAUGCAGUGGCACCAUUGCUAACAAGUAUGACUUGAGUCACUGGGAUCCCCCAGCCCCGUGCGAACAGUUUCAAACUCCCACCUAACUCCUGCCCUCGUCUCCCCACCCCCUGCAAUGUGUGAGUCUGCAGGAACUUUUCAGGACCCCUCCCCGAAGGGUGGCUCUCGUGCUCGGUAGAUCCCACGUGCAGAAAGGGUGUUACAGUUGAGCUGGAGCCUGUGAUUUAGGGAACACUUGCAAGCCCUUGUUGCUGAAGCCUGGUUGCUGCCAGCUCCUCUGAGAAGAGCUGAAAUCAAGCAGGACCUGCCAUUGCUUGAGCCUCAGACAGCAGAGAGGCAUCUCAGAGGGGAGGGAGAACUGUGGGCUCCCCAGCACAUCUCCAGUUUCUAAAGCCCCCAGUAAAAACAGCUAUAGCACCUGCGCUGGUUUUUCAGCCUCAGUAGUAGUGCUGGGAACAUGUCCUCCAAGCUGGGUGGAAGAGCGGUCUUUUGAGCUAUUCCUGGGGAGCCUCCAGGCUCCCUGUAGUGUUAUAAAGCAAGCUUUGAAUGAAAGCCAUUGAGAUCUGCAGAAGAGGAGUGAAGCUUCAACUCUGCCACUGCAUGUCAUAAAAGUCCCUCAGAGAUUUAUAGCUUCUGUAUACCCUUGGGUGAUUUUGCAGUAGUGGUAAGAAAUCCACUGCAAGGUAUAACAUUCCCUCCCUGGGAGGACUCUGUUGCACCUCCGUAGCUUGUUUAUUAAUGCCCUGGAUCUGGCAAUUAGAUCCUUGGGAGAAGGAAAGGACUCAGGCUAGGUGCAGGUGAGUUUUCUUGCUCUGUUCCUAAUGUGGUGGCCCAGCUGCUGCCUUUCAUGCCGGCACACCUUUGGUCCUAGGUGCUGUUGAGGCUUACGUCCAUCAGAGGUGCCCAGAAUGUGGGGGACCGUUUCCAAACUGGGUUCAGGGGCUGAGCUGCUACCUGCCUCCCUCCCUGCAAAUGCUGAUAAGAUGGGGAAGAGUUGCCUGCGUGGCCCGCAGGGGUUGCCUUAGCAAGGAGGUCAAGAAGAGGAGAUGGGAAAUAGUGUGUGUAUUUGCAUGGAUGUUAGCUUCAGGGGGUGCUCCUAGCUGUAAACACUUACCUAGAGUACUUGUGCCCAACACAAGGCAGGGAUAGCUGGUCUGGAGUGUUGCUGGGGUGCUCUGUGCUCACAGAGCCUGCUUAACCUAGGCCAGGUGCACGACAGCAAGCACAGAUACACUUGGUGUGUUUGCCUGGGGAGCGUACCUAUGAAGUUUGUGUGCUUGUGCGUUUCUCAUAUGCCUUGUGUUUACCUUUCUCCUCCUUCUCCCACGCACGACUGGUUAAGUAUGGUGUGACUUUGUGGCCUGCCAGAUUGGUGUCACGUGCUUAUUGCAUGUCUUUUAAGGGAUGCUUGUGUGACAAACAUAGGUGGGUGGUUGCUGGGUACACAUAGCAAUGCACACAGGUCCUGCUGGGUGUGCUUACCGUGGAACGCAUGUACUUUUCUAGAGUUUCUGCCCGCAAUAAAGGUGGUGUGCAUAAACAGCUGUGGGUACAGCAGUUGUCAGAACAGUGCGCUUAGAUGUUAUUGUGCGUGCUCAGUGUGUGAAGGACACCUUGGGACAGAGAAGUUUCUGCCUGUGCCCCUCCCUUGCUUUGACCUGUCAGCAAGCACAGAUAAAUGCUGUCUCAUGACAGGGUUCAGAGCAGAGUUUUUGGCUUGCUGUGUCUGAGCUUCCUCCUAUCUUGAGAAUAGCAUCUUUAAGGUGCACCAGCUAUCACAUAUUGAUGUCUUCCCCCUGGUCCCUGCAUUGGAUCAUAAAGGUGGAGGAAGGAAGUGGGGGAAUUUGAUGAUGGAUAGAUGGGGCAAGCUGGGCCAGCAUUCAUUCCUAAAGGCUGAUUAGGUUUUAGGUGGAGUUAGUUGCUCUAAAAUGAGCCCUUUGUACAUUGUUAGAAUCUGUGACCCAAUCAGUGGGAUGUAGCUCGAGGAGGUGGUGCUAACGAAGGCUGGUACAGCUGACGAUAACUCUGGCAGAGAGGGAGGCAGAGGGGUACUGACUGGCACAAGAUCUUCACAUCUUUAGGUCAGUGUAAGGUGCCUCAAACAGCUGGUUCAUGUUACCAGCCCUGACUGUAGAAGAGAGUGGCUAGUUGUCCCUGCCUGCAUUUCCCUAUCACCCAUCAGUUCUGCAACAAAAGGUCAGGCUGCAUUGCAUUUGCCCUGACAACAGGAUGGCAUCUUGUGGUAUUGCAACAAAGUGUUACAGUGGGAUCUGAAAUUUGGGGAAGGUGGGCACAUGGGGCAGUGCAAUACAAGGGGACAUAGGGGUAUGUUUGAGGAAUGCUCACUGUUCCCCACCCUGGAUGUUCUUGGAAGGGUGAUGACAUCUGCAGUGCACACAUGGAGUGUGCUGUCAGGUCAGUGCUGCAGGCUGGCCUUGAGGAGCAUUGGCAGAGCUGCGUGAAGGGGGAAAGCUUGGUAUCGUGGGCAGCUCCAGGUCAGGUUUGGGGUGUUUUGAUAAGAGUUAGGAGAGUGUGUGGUUGGGACUGGACUGUGCCAUAGUAGCGAUGCUGUGUGGGGUGCCAGGACCAGCAGCUUGUCCUAGGGACCAGGGCGUAGUUGCAGCCACAUUGCUGCUGAGUUCCCCCUUCUGAAGGAGGUGGGAGGAGAUGCCUUUUGCUGGAGCAGCCAUGUAGGGUGCACAAGAGCAUUCCAUGUUUCUCCCUGUGAAAUGGACUCUGGUUGCAGCUCUCAGGAAGGCAGAAAGAUGGUUUCUUUACUUUCCUUUUCAGAAUUCUUUGCGCUCCCUGCUGUGCAAACCCUUUACUUCCUUCAGGCUCCUCCUGAAGCACAACAGGUACCUCCUGCUCUUCAAACCCCUGAACACCUGGGACAGGGCAGGUGUACUUCCGUGCUCAGAAACUUGCCCGGUGGAGCUGAUGGGUGAAAGGGAGUGCAGCACUGCACUCUGAGCUUGCUUUCAUCGGGUAGGCUGAGGGAAGCAGCAGCAUGAAGGGAACUGGCUGCCUUACAAAAAGUCAGGGCUUGUUCUUGAGCCAUGAUCUAGGAAGUGAUUAUUCCCUGCUUUAGGAUAGCAAAAGUUACCCGAGCUGCUCGCUGUGGGGGCCUUGGCCUUUCAUAAUGAAAUAACACCCCUACCAGGUUGGAUAGGCAGCUUGAUGAGAUCAGUUAAUGUUCCCUGUUUCCCCAGCUAGGUGAGUGGCGAGGCCUGUGUCUAAAUAGGGUUCUCCCCCCACCCCCAAAAAAAAUCGGCCAUGGCUGUGGGGUGUGACCAAACUGAGCUCUGCCAGCAGUCUUUUUCAGCAUGUAAUGCAAAAGCUGCAAGCAGCAGGAGAGGUGGGUAUGGCUGUCCAGGGGGAGAGAGGCAGUGGGGGCAGCUCCUCUUUCUGAGGAUCAUCUGAGUCUUUGCAUUUUAUGACAAGGUUUCUCUCCAAGGGCCUUGAAGCAACCCAUAAAGCUGCUUUUAAUUAGGCCAGCCCACCCCCUUACCUGGAGUAGAAAAGUCUCUCUCCCAUUUCCCACCCAGGGAAACUGAGGUGUGGAGCAAGGUGGCGAUGUGCCUGUUGGUGCACACAGAGGCUCCGCAGGAGAGCAGCAACUGAAGCACAGCACUUCCAUUCUUCCUUCACCGCCGGCUGUCUUGGAAAUCCCAGAGAACAGCCGGGUGUGGGUGCUGUGCCAGGGGUUAUCGAUAACUUUCUAGUCACUGCUUGGAUCCUGUUGCCCUUUUCACUGCAGAUAUCGCCUUGUUCUUGAUCUGCCGCCUAAUCUAUAAUCCCGGCUCCCUGCUGCCUUUCCCUUGGAGUGCUGUUUUCCCCUUGGUGUGUAAAUCCUUACAGGCUGGGCCAGGGUUAGCAAGGAGAAUCAAACUGUCAUCUGUUUAAGGCUUUGGGGUAAAUUUUAUCUUGGGAUAUUGCUGACUGUGUCUUGCAUGAUACCAAAGCUGCAGCAAGCAGAUUUGAAGCAUACCGAAAGACUAAUGCAAAUUAGACCCGCUGCAUAACGGCUUCAGCAGCUGUGAAACCUGCGAUCUAAACGCAGGUAUCUGCUACGCUGACUUUAUCUGAGUUAGGAUCCCCUGUUUUGGCAUGCAGAUACUGGAACUGAACAAAAAGCAAGAGAGGCAGUAUGGCAAAGAGGCAUGAAAGGAAGUCUCUCUCCUGGAUGCUGAGCCCUUUAAGAAAGAAGGGGAAGGUAAACUAGAGCCCUGAGAUUUUAAGCUGGUUUUGCUGAGGCUGAAGAGAGGGCUAUGGCAGCACUUUCAAUUCCUGCUUCCUCUGGCUGGGCAGCAGGGGAGAAGGAGGAGGACGGAGGCCUGCGCAGACUGAGCAUGUUGGGCACAGACCGAUGGCAGAGGCGGCGGGAGCUGGGGAAGGAUGAAGAUGAGACGCCAUAAGCUCUUUCUGACUCUCUGCAUGGCUGGUCUCUGCCUCAUCUCCUUCUUGCACUUCCUCAAGGCCCUUUCCUAUGUCACCUUCCCCCGGGAGCUGGCUUCACUUAGUCCCAACCUUGUCUCCAGUUUCUUUUGGAACAAUGCCCCUGUCACACCUCAGGUCAGCCCUGAGCCAGGGGGUGCAGAGUUCCUCCGCACACCCCUGUACUCCCACUCCCCCUUGCUCCAGCCCUUGCCCCCCAGCAGAGCCAGUGAAGAGCUGCACAAAGUCGAGUUUGUGCUGCCAGAAGACACAACAGAAUAUUUUGUUCGUACCAAAGCCGGUGGCAUUUGCUUUAAACCAGGCACCAAGGUGUUGGAGAAGCCACCUGUGGGAGGGCGGCUGGAGGAGCGAGCGGAUGGCGCAGCCUCGGGGCGGCCGGCUCGCAAGCCGCUGAGUGCCAGUGGGACCAAGCGGCGCAAGUGGGUGGAGUGCGUGUGCUUGCCGGGCUGGCACGGCCCCAGCUGCGGGGUCCCCACUGUGGUCCAGUACUCCAACCUGCCCACCAAGGACCGCCUUGUGCCACGGGAGAUCCCCCGGCGGGUCAUCAAUGCUAUCAACGUCAACCAUGAGUUUGACCUAUUGGAUGUCCGCUUCCACGAGCUGGGAGACGUGGUGGACGCCUUCGUGGUGUGCGAGUCGAAUUUCACAGCCUAUGGAGAGCCACGACCCCUCAAGUUCCGUGAGAUGCUCCUCAACGGCUCCUUCGACUACAUCCGCCACAAGGUGCUCUACGUCUUCCUGGACCACUUCCCCCCCGGCGGCCGCCAGGACGGCUGGAUCGCUGACGAUUACCUGCGCACCUUUCUCACCCGGGAUGGCAUCUCUCGCCUCCGCAACCUGCGCCCAGAUGAUGUCUUCAUCAUUGAUGAUGCUGAUGAGAUCCCGGCCCGUGAUGGUGUGCUCUUCCUCAAGCUCUACGAUGGCUGGACGGAGCCCUUUGCCUUUCACAUGCGCAAGUCGCUCUAUGGCUUCUUCUGGAAGCAGCCAGGCACCUUGGAGGUGGUCUCAGGCUGCACCAUGGGGAUGCUCCAGGCUGUCUAUGCUACCGACGGGAUCCGUCUGCGGCGGCGUGAGUACUACACCAUGCCUGGCUUUCGGCAGUAUGAGAACAGCACAGGACACAUCCUGGUGCAGUGGUCGCUGGGCAGCCCCCUCCACUUUGCUGGCUGGCACUGCUCCUGGUGUUUCACCCCAGAGGGGAUCUACUUCAAACUGGUGUCGGCCCAGAAUGGGGACUUCCCCCGCUGGGGUGACUAUGAGGAUAAACGAGACCUCAACUAUAUCCGGGAGCUGAUCCGGACUGGUGGCUGGUUCGAUGGUACUACGCAGGAGUAUCCCCCUGCCGACCCCAAGGAGCAGAUGUAUGCUCCCAAGUACCUGCUCAAGAAUUACCAGCGGUUCCGCUACUUGUUGGAGAACCCUUACCGAAAAGCAGAGAGCACUGGGUGAGGCCACUGGGGCUCACAUGGGAAAUCAGAACUUCACAACAAAGGGAAGGAGUCGGGUGUUUUCAUCUGUUCUUUUUCUUUUUUGUUUUCUUUGGUUCUGGGUGGGGUGUACCAUUUCUCCAGGAUCUCUGCCUUCCCUCCCUUCCUUCUCUUCUUCCCUUCAUCCAGGGUGAUGUCUGGGGAUGUGAAUUUCUUGGUAACGGGAAGGGAGGCCUGGGCAGGAGGAGGAGAGAUGUUUGGGACCUACUCUGGCAGUAGCAUAAAGACUGUCUUGCAUUUCCCGGACCUCUUCUGCUGGCUGGAGAGAAUCUCUGCAGCCAGCUGGUGGAUUUUCCUCCGGGGGAGGCCGGGAGGGUCCCAUGGGGAGAGAGGGCAGCUGUUCCCAUCCUUUGUGGAUUGGAGCAAGCACAGAUGUGAGUCUGGGCUAUUCAGUGAGCGUGUGAGUCAGCAGGCACAAACUGAUGCGAGUGGUCACGUGUGCAGAUGUGUGUCACAGGCAUUUUUUUGGAUGAGUGAAUGUGCAAAAGCAUCUCAGUAUGCGUUUAUUUUUUGUAUACCUCUAUAUUCAGAGUAUUUUGGGGAAGGGAAAUCCUUUGCUUCCAAGGUGUUCUCCCCAACAUGCAGCCUCGUCCCACAGGCUUAAUGCAUCUGUCCUGGGCUGUAUCUUGUCCUGAUGCUCUACCAAUCCUGGAGCAGACAGAUGGGAAGCAGAGGAGAAAGCAGAUUUAUUUUUUUUUUUAAACUCCUUUUUCACCCCUGCCCCCACAACACUGCAUUGGCUUGGCCCACAGAAGCUGAAGCAUCUUCCCUGCAGUACAUGCUUCUAUUGGAGCUGGGGUGAGCUGCAGGGUACUUAAUCAGAUGGUGGGAGUGUACGUUUACAAGUGCAUGGUUUCCUAUGUGCAUGAGUGCUAACAUGCAUGGUUUUGGUAUGCACGUGGGCGUUUGAUACCAGUAUUGGUAUAUUGGGGGGGGGAAGGGGACAUAGUUGGGCUUAGGGGUGUGUGUGCUUUCAGGAAAUGGUGGUAUCCAGAAGUUGUGGUCUCUGUCUUGGCAUGGAUGACUUUUUGGGGAAUUCAUAGGAAAGGGCCAGGGAGAGCACUGGCUCUGCAUAGCACUGUUGCGUGCUUCUGUGGCUGCCUCUGCAACACUGCAGGCUCUGUUUGUUGCAGGGUCGCUGCUUACAUGUGCUGGCCAUUUCAUCUUGCUGUAAGGUAAAAGGGAAAGGAGAAGGGCAAAGCUCUGAGUCAGCAGUGGGUGUUAUGGAGAAACACAAAGCCUGUCAAAGGCACAGGAUCCGUCUGCUCUUAGGGUGUGAGGGAGCUCAUGGAGAAAGAGGGCAUAGGCAGACUUUCCCGGGGACCAAGAGGCUGUUUUGGGACAAUCGUGCCAUCCAGAGAGCAUGUGCAGCCUGGGCUGUGCAGACAGGACUGUGCAGAGGAGAGGGAAUCUACAGCACUAGUUGCAGCUGGUUGGGCCAGUGUCUGCUCAGAGUUUGCCAGUGAUGGGUGGUCAGGAUCUGGCCCAUCUUAUUGGUUCAGCUCAUUGAGGACGCAGAUCCUCAUCUCCACCCAUACCGCCCUUCCUUAGCAGAUGGCUUGAUGGAGUGCCCGGAGCCUGGGCUGUAGUGGGCAGAGGGUGAAAAACAUGGUGAAGUUGCUCUGUUAGCCUUGCAGUGGAAAGACUGGCUCAUGUUCCAAGCAUAGUAGUGAAGAUCAUACAGAGGAGGAGGAGGAAAAUGAUGGCAUAAGGAAGAGUGACCCUGACAUCGGGAGUGCUGUGUUGAAGCAGGAGGGUUUCCAUUGCCAUUAAGUCAUUCCAUCAGGGUCCGUAUUCCUGUGCUGUCCAACCUAUUCCCAGCCUUGUGCCUCAUUCCCAUCUCUGUAUAUCUUUCUUUAGCCCUCCUAUCCACAUCUCUAGAGAAGUAAAAAACAUCGACAAUAACUUGAUUGCCUAAUAAGACUGAGACUGGAACAGAAUAAAGAUGAACAUUCUUUUUCUGAUCAAACUGAGCUUAGCUUCUUCCACACCUAAGCCAUAAUGCCUGCUUAGAAGAACUGAAGGACUUUGAUUUAAAAAAAAAAAAAAAAAAAAAGGCGUUCUCACUUCUGCUGUGUCUUCCCCACAGGUAGAAAAGUCCCAUUUGGGAACCUAGUGGAGGGAGGAGGAGCUCUGGUAGGCAGAAUGCUCUUCCCCCAAAGGGAAUCUGUGGCUCUUCUAAGUGCAGGUUUGUUGAUGCAGCAGGACGGAGUCUUGUCGCAGUCACAGGGUCCUUGUGCCAGAUCGCUGCAUGGAGGUCUUCGGUGUACAGGGAUUAUAGAGAAAUGGGGAUCCAGCUGAGAGGAGGAGUCUGCUUUGAGCAAGAUGAGAGCGGUAGCACUGAGGCUGCAGCACAAGGGGGACAUGCUUUCCCCAGGGGCAGCCAGAGGAGAGCAGGUGUGUCAGCUCGUGGGAUUCAGUAGCAGAAAAGUAUGGAAGGAAGAAUCUGUUUUUCAUUUUUACUCUUGGAGGGAGCCUAAGAUCUAAUCUCAGACCUUUGGCUUUGCCUUAUCUUUGUGACAAGAACACAAGGCCAGUGCCAGGCCUUGCUGAAGACAGGAAAGACAAGUCAGUCCGUGCAUGGGUGCUUUGGCAGCAGCAGAGCCCCGUGAAGCAGGGGCUAAAGUGCAUGUGUGCUAGGGCUGCACCUUGUUAUCUUCUACAGUGGGAGCAGCCUCUCCUCUGGUACCAGCCCUUCUCAUGCAUGGGCAUCCUGGGGGAUUUUUAGUGCACUGCAAGUCACGUUUUCACUGCUGGGUAUGGCCCUUGGCUUGGGAGUUUCAGAUGAGCCCACAGCUGCAAUAUCUGGAUCUCCUGUUCCUGAAGUGUACAGCCUGUUACCUUCGCUCCUCUCUCAUCCACUGUUUGUUCCAUCAUUCUCCACCUCUCCCUCUGAAUUGCCUCUCCCUUCUGCCCCCUUGGGCAGAAGCAGAAGGUCUUGCUGGAACAGUAGUGCUGGGUCUUUUCUGCAGGACUCUGGCCUUGUUCUCCUGGACUUACUUCCUUACUCUUAGAAAAUUAAAUUUAAAACAGACUUCUGUUGUGGUGGGAGGAAGGGGCUUUACAGAUGAAAUGCGUUCUUUUUUGUUUCUCAGGAAUUGUUUAAACAUUUUUUGAUUUAAGGCCAAACCAGUCAAUGCUUCUGUCUAAUUUGUCUGGCUAACCCUGUGUUUAUUAUCCUUAGGGGCUAGAGUGCUUGUCAUUAAAAAUCAUCCUCCUUGUUCCUGGAGGGGACGAGGACUAGCAAGCUGACUUGUGCAGAGUGAUUUCCCAAGGUGGUGGGUUGCCCUCUGUCCAGCCUUGCGUGUGCUGCUGUGCCAGGGCCUUGGUGGCCAGCCACCCUCCCAGACCACCUCCAUGGGAGGGACCGCAAAAGCAUGUGGGGGUGUGGAGUGGCAAGAGGCAGAGGAGGAGGCAGGUUUGGAUCAGAUCCUCAUUUCCUAGUGCUGAACUCUGAGGUGAGUGUUGAGGCUCCUUUAUCUUGUCUGAAUCAAGUCCUGAGGUUUGAGGAGGCAUAGGGCUAAAAACCCCUGGGCUGGAACUGGGAUCAGGCCACCAGAGCCCAAGUCUGUUGGUUGCUGCAGCCGUGAGCAGCGAAGCCAUGUGCCCGCUGCCUGUGGGAGCGAAGCUGUCCAGUGGAGAGAGAGAAAGCAUUGCCAGACUUUCCCUGCAGCCUUCUUCAGCUCUGUGUUUUUUCUGCCCCAGCACCUUUCCACCUUCUAAUUAAUUGGUGCAAAGGAGGACCGGAUAGUAGGUGAGGCAGCGUGUGGCAUUGCCAAGCCUUGCUCUUCGCUUUCUGUCUGCCCAUACCUGUUAUUGACUUUCUGUGUGCCUCCCACCUAAAAAUGGGAUUGUGUGCCCCUGCAGGGCUUUGGACUGGGGAACGCGUCGUCUUCCUUGACUGCAGGUGAAGGGAAGGACAUGGGCUUUGGUGACCUGCAGCAGGUGAACUUGCUGAAGCAGAGGGAACCGCGCAGGUCAGCCAUCUCAGCCCCUCCGGAGGACUGGGGGUAAUGCUGUACCCAAGUGAUGGACAGAAAAGAUGAAGUGGUUUUGUGCCUGUGUGGUUGGUAAUGAAGGGUGACAUGCUCAAGUCCACUCUUGCUGUUGCUUUCUCUCCCUGUGUCCUGCUGAAGUGUUCGCUGUCACGCAGCUCAGGCCAGCCUGCUCUUCAUGUCUCUGUGGCAGGUGAAAAGGGGGACCUUGUGGCCUCCAGGUAACAUAAGAGUCAGGAUGGAGGGAGAGCGUCGGAGCAGAAUAGGUAUUUGUUCCCCUCCACCCCCCUUGGUGUAUCCUUGUGGGACAGUAGUGUGUUUUCCCCUGUUGAACAGCCCCUGGGUCUGCCCCUGUCUCCCAGCUCCUGCCAGCAAUCUCCGUGGCUGCUAUGCCUCUGCACUGUGAAGACACGUGUCCGGGGUCACUCCUGGUCCGAUUAGUGAACACUGGUGAUGAAGAGGGAAGGGAUGGCUCAUCCUGGCUUCACUGACCUCAAACCUUGGUGAGAAAGGAGGGAAGUGAAUGGGAGAAUGGAUCCUGAAUCCCUCCACCGUUGUGUGCCGUGCCCCCCCCUCCCCCAACCUCCCUUCGGAUUUCAUUGGACAAACUUGCUGUUAUUAUGGAAAGGGAGGGGGAGCUGGAGGUAAGGGGGUGGCAGGAGGGGCUCAGAUCCAGCGCCAAGAAAGAAGAGCUGUUUCUAAUGCAAUACACUGACAUUUAAAGCUUUGGGGACUAUAGAUAACAGAUUAAGAAGGGAUCUGAAGUAAUCUGAGACUAAGAUUUCAAACCACUGUUUUUUCCUUCCUGUACGGAUGGGAUGAUGAUGUAGUAUCAUCCUGGAGGUGGUCCAUCAGCACUUCUGAGCCUGGGGUCCACCUGGACCUAUUGGUGGUGUUGCCCCUGGGGCAGCCCCAGAACACCCUGCUUUGGCAAAAGAAUGCGUGGACUUGCCAAAAAUAAAAUAAAAUAAAAAAAAUUUAAAAAAGGAAAAAUAAGAGUGUCUGCAAAGCUCCUUUCCACUCUGUAAUUUAUAAAGAGCAAGUAAUAAUGAACUUUUUGUAAGGAUAAAUCAAAUGUACAUUCUGAAAUCAUUUUCUCUGUAAAUGAUUGGAUUUCAUUUCACCCUUAAAGGGAUGCUUAAAAGGAGGAGAUAAUAAUAAAAAAAUUUACAAAGUAUGAAAGGAAACCAA